AUGAUUUUAGAGGAGCAGAGAUUCCUCCACGAAGAUCUCGAGAGGCUCGAGCAAGCUAUCAGUGAUCGUGUUGCUGAAGAGCCGCGACAUGUCCGCGAAAGAUUGAAUCGGGACCACCAGAUUGCUGGCUUCCUCGACCGAAUUCAAGAUCAAUCGAAACGGCUACUCGACAUCUACAAAGACGCAGAUGGUAGUCGAACGAAGGAGAUCCAGGCAAUAUCUACAGGAGAGCCCCUUGAGGAGUUCUAUAAGCAGAUGGCAGAUAUCAAGUCCUUCCACCAGCGGUAUCCUAACGAACCUGUCGAGAAUCUUGAGAGGGCAUAUAAGAAGAGGACACUGGGCGAAGGAGAGACAACAACCUAUGAGAUUGACAACAUGUUCACUGGCGAAGAAGCUUUUGGGAAAUUCAUGGAUCUGACGACAAUUCACGAACUCUACCUCAACCUUCCCAGCAUCAAGCGACUUACGUACCUACAAUACCUCGACGCCUUUGACUCAUUCGUACCUCCACAAUUAUCCAUCAAGCGACCGGACAAAAUGACCGACCAAUACUUCAACUAUGUGGGAGAACUGGCGAAGUAUCUGGAAAGUUUUAUGCGGCGUACCAGACCACUCGAAGACUUGGAGAAGCUGAUUAAGAGCUUCGAUGAAGACUUUGACAAGGCGUGGAAUGAUAAUGAUGUUGUUGGCUGGAAGCUAGAAGUCCCUGCGCCUUCAAUUGGACCUGCUACCGACGGAGUUUGGUGCGCAGAUUGCGAGAAGGAGUUCAAGAACGAUAAUGUCUAUAAGGCCCAUUUGACCGGAAAGAAGCACAUUCGUGCAGCCGAGGCGAGAGCAGCACGACAAGAAGCUGGAAAUGAUACAAAUGGCUCGGCGAACCGCGGCUCGAACACGUUGCGAUUGAAGGAGCGGGCAAUUGCAGAGCGAGAAUUCCGGGUCAAGCGAUUAGCAGCAGCAAUGUCACAAGAGAGGAGCGAUACCCGUGUCAACGUGGAGCGCAAGCAAGGUAUGACCGAGCGCGAAAGGCAAAUGGAACUGGAUGCCCUUUUCGCCGAGUCGUCUUCCGCGGCGCCACAAGCCGACGACUCGGACAAUGAAUCCGAUGGAGACGACAAAAUCUACAACCCACUGAAACUGCCUCUCGCUUGGGACGGCAAACCAAUCCCUUUCUGGCUAUACAAGUUACAUGGUCUCGGCGUUGAAUUCAGGUGUGAGAUCUGUGGGAAUUACGUAUACAUGGGACGAAGAGCUUUUGAUAAGCAUUUCAACGAGGCACGUCAUAUCUACGGACUGAAGUGUCUUGGAAUUACGAACACGACCCUGUUCAGAGAAAUCACUGAUAUCGCAGAUGCUGUCAAGCUAUGGGAUAAGAUCCAGCGGGAUAAACAGAAGGGCAAGAAAGAUGAGGGCAGCGUGGUCCAAAUGGAGGAUGCUGAGGGUAAUGUUAUGCCUGAGAAGGUCUACUAUGAUUUGCAAAAGCAAGGCCUGUUGUAG
This is a messenger RNA of Hyaloscypha bicolor E, 1494 nucleotides long. RefSeq lists its product as uncharacterized. The transcript is spliced from 2 exons. Gene Ontology annotation, biological process: mRNA splicing, via spliceosome. Gene Ontology annotation, molecular function: zinc ion binding; RNA binding. Gene Ontology annotation, cellular component: nucleus; spliceosomal complex. The record is from RefSeq and is a predicted model, not a curated record. Bases 1 to 1494 code for a protein of 497 amino acids. NCBI's taxonomy places the organism in Eukaryota, Fungi, Ascomycota, Leotiomycetes, Helotiales, Hyaloscyphaceae.